GUUUAAAAACAUUCAAAAUAGCGGUCUGAAAUGCUCCCGAAUUAUUACUUUGAAUAUGUAAGUUGUAAGUUGAUAGCGUGACAUGGAGUUGUUAGCAAUGUAGCACUGUGUUUAAACUAGUUACUCGUAUUUAGCAUACUUAGUGUACAUUUACGACAGUAAUUACAUUUGUUGUAUGUUACAGCUACCGCACACAUAUACAUGCACGCCAAAGAAAGCGGAUGUUUCUUUAUUGGUACUCUGGGUAAUGUAAUUUAAGAUAAAUGUACUUAUUUUCGGUGUAUGUUUUUGCAUACUUAAAUGUAGCAAAUUGUAAAUCCUAAUGAAGAGCGACAGCGUCGUGUUUUUUUAUGUAUUUUCCGGUUUAUUUACGCACGCGCAUUAGAAAGCCGCUUUUGUGAUGUUCGUAGUGGCAUUGAAUGCAUCUCGGGUUCUUGCGACGAGAAUGAGGAAGUCUCGUUGCCAGGAUUAAUGGACUCCAGACGUGUGAGUUGGCUAAAUACAAUAUAUGGUGUUGGAAUUGUACAACUGUUGAUGUGUUCAGGUCAGAAUGAAGUUAUAAAAGAGUGUCAGACUGCUGGUGUAAAAAAAUGUAACAAAUAAAAUCACGUGGUGGUGUGUAUUGGUGUAAUGAGGGACGGCUGGUCAAUCUUCCAAGGUGUGUGCCAUUAUUAGGCAACUUCAUUUCCUCCAAAGACUCCAAAGGGUGAAAUGUUAGCAAAGGUGAAGCUCUCCCCAUAAUGCCGUGGUAUUGAGCUCCAGGCCAAAAGAAGCCGGAAUGACACCAAGCUGGGCUGGAUCAGCAGACUAGCCCGGCUUUGAACCUGAGGUCCAGUGAAGACAUGGAGUUCACCUUCUUGUUACCCUCCGGCGGCAGAGAGUGCUUUUACCAAACCACAGCAAAGGACCACAGCCUGGAGUUUGAAUACCAAGUGAUUGGUGAGCCAAAUCAGGAUGUUGGCUUUGUCAUGGUGUCACCAAGCGGCCGCAGACUUGCGUACGACUACCGGAGAUCUCACGCCAUCCACAAGCAGCACUCGUGCAGCCUUAAUAUGUUUCGGUUCUCCCCCUCCAGCGUGGAUGUCACAGAGGAUGGAGACUACAAGUUGUGCUUUGACAACAGCUUCAGCACGCUGACGAACAAGAUGUUGUUCUUCGCUCUGGUCAUCACCGGCCCAACCGCCAUCAAAGACGAGGACUUGAUCGGUGAAGUCAUCACAAACAGGACCGUGGAGUUCCGACUGCAGGACAUCAAGGGCAAGCUGGACUAUUUGUACUCGUCCCUCCAGAGGAGUCGUCUGAUCCAGCUGAUGCUGAAGAACUUCAACACCAGGGACCAGCACCUCCAAGACGACAACCUGUGGAGAGUGACCUUCUGGUCCGCCGUCAGCAUCUUGUCCAUCCUGACUGUGGCUGGCGUUCAGGUCUACGUGCUGCAGUCCCUCUUUCCUAAAAACACAUCCUGCUGAACACCCGCAGAAUUUCUCAAACCCUUUAUACAAGGAACAAAAACUCAAUUCUACAGUAUAUUUUAGAACACAAUUUUACAUUUCUAAGAAUAAAUUUUUUAGGUUGAAAGAUAUUUUAAAAAUAAACAUAUUACCAUUUACCAUGUAGUUAAAAUAAUGUAAUAUUGUUAAAAUUAAAAUAUAAAAAUAAAAAUAAAAUUUGGGUUAAGGUCCUAAUAGUACAUGAUUAUAGGCCAAUCCUCUUAAUGCAAAAAUUAAAAUAUUAAUAAUACUUAUAAUUAUUAAGUUAAUUAUUAAAUUAAAUAUGUAGGAAAUAAAAUAAUAGAAUUAUUAUAUAAUAAAAAUAAGAUUAAUCAAAUCAGAAAAACAUUUUUUCAGAGACUUAAGUCCUAAUAUCACUAGAUUUCUAUAAAUAAACUAAAUCUAGAGGGAAAAUUAAAAAAAAUUAGAAUAAAAUAAUCACCUUAAUUUUAAGACAAUAAGUCAUACUUAUUGUUAAAAAUAAUAAUAAAAUCAAAUCUCUCAAAAAUCCUAUUAAACAAUUGCAUUCAAAUGAAGUAUUACUAUUACCAGAAAAAAAAUUAUUAGAGGGGGUGUAAGAAAUAAAAGCAUUAAAAAAACUUUUAGUACCAAAAGCUAAAGACAUAACAGUAGUGCCCCAAAAGAUGUAAUUUGUGAUUAAACCUCCAAAAUGUUAGAAUUUUGUAAGAAAAAAAUGUAAUGUAACAUGGGUAAAGUUAACAUAUAAAAAUGUGUAAUGUCUUGUAAUACUGAAGAGAAAAAAAGUAUACAUUUAUGACAAAAAACUCCAAAUUAAAUCCAAAUAUUAGAAGGAAAAAUUCACAUGUGUGUAUACAUAUGAGCCACAUGAACCAUAUUUAUUUGUAUUAAUUUACACAUUUACAGUAUGUAACCAAAACAGUAAAAAGCAGCGCUCACAUUGGCAUUCUUGGUAUACACACCCACUUCCAUUGGACCAAGCAAUAAAAUAUCAAGUCAAUAA
Molecule: messenger RNA, 2472 nt
Organism: Doryrhamphus excisus (bluestripe pipefish)
Lineage: Eukaryota; Metazoa; Chordata; Actinopteri; Syngnathiformes; Syngnathidae
Source: RefSeq, a predicted model, not a curated record